Aplysia californica (California sea hare) is the source of this 7366-nucleotide messenger RNA. Its product is annotated as nucleoporin NUP188 homolog. Gene Ontology annotation, cellular component: nuclear pore inner ring. The record is from RefSeq and is a predicted model, not a curated record. Gene Ontology annotation, biological process: RNA export from nucleus; protein import into nucleus. The coding region runs from base 28 to 5574 and encodes 1848 amino acids. Gene Ontology annotation, molecular function: structural constituent of nuclear pore. NCBI's taxonomy places the organism in Eukaryota, Metazoa, Mollusca, Gastropoda, Aplysiida, Aplysiidae. The transcript has 51 exons.
ACUUGGGGGACAAUACAAUGUUUAAAGAUGGCGGGGCCCACAGCAGACAGUUUUGGCAACAGACAGCUGUGGCAGGUCAUCAGUGGCACAGGUUGCCUUCGUCCACAGGAGUAUAUUGAGAGGGAACUCAACAAGAACAAAGAGAAACUUUUACAAGGAUUUUCUUUCUACAAAAAGCAAAGCACCCCACAAGGAGAAGCUCUGAAGAAGGAGCGGAAGCUGAAGGCUACACACAGAGAGUUUGUCAUCAGGCUGAGUCAGUUGUUGGGUUUGGAUGAACUUCAGAGCCAUGACUUGUUCUGCUCUUUCCUUUUCACAGAGUUUCGUGGCUCUCAAAAAGAGCUCACAAAUAUUCUCACCCACGAGCGGCAUUCCCAGACGCUACUGCUUAAAGUAGUUGACUUCUACUAUGGAGAGCGCCUCUACAUUCUGCGCAGUCUGCGACAUAUCUUGCACUGCUGGUUUGAAGGGGAACAUGCCUACAAAGAUGUCUUUGCCAAGUUUCUGAAUGAGUUGUUGGAGAAAAGCCUUCUAGGUGAAAAGCUGAUAGACCAGUUUGACGCUGCUUGCAAUGCUCCCCUGCCCACAAAAGAGCUGAACGGCCCUCUUAUGGGUCGUGCCCAAGUGAACGCUUGGGCCAUGCAGAACCUCAAAGAGCAGGCAGAGCUGCUGGAAUUGCUGGUGAUCUACUACAAGGACUUUGAGAUGGAUGUGACAACCUUACUGAAGCUGUGUGUACGCUUUAAGAAACAUGGCUUUGGCUGGGGACAAGACUACAAGCAUCUUAUUGAUAUACAUAUGGAGAAACUGGUGCUCAGAAUUGGGUUCUUGGAAAUUUUAGUCCUGCUAGAAGGACUUGACAUUAUGAACGCUCUGACUGCUAAAGAGGAAAACAACCUGUCAGACCAUGUCAUCUUGUGUGAUUCUGCCAACCUUGAGAAACUUGAUAAAGCCGUGUCCAUGAUAGGCUCCGAACCCGUGCACUCCCCCAUCUUACUGGGCUGUGCUAUCCUUCUGUACAUAAACGCAGAGGUAGAGCAGUGUAAGGAGGCGUCUGGGGCGGGAGGGGAGUCCGGUGGAACGGCAGCAAAAGCACUGAGUCGGGCCCACAUUAUGGGCAACCUGGCGCUACAGCUGGGAGUCUUCAACGUGUUGCUGGAUUUGUUGGAGACGGAACCUUUCUCUGGGAAGUCGGACCUGGCCUCCACUGCCCACUACUGUGUCUACUCCUGCCUGUCAGCCCUGCUGGCUUUCUUCCAGGAGGACUCGCUGGGCAACACAGAGAUAAUUUACAAAAUCACAUGGAAGCUCCUCAAGUGGGAAUUUAUUGCAAACAUGAUGUGGGAAAAAAGCGGCAGCGAGGGUCUGGCCAUGCUUUACGAUUCAGCCCGGAACUGGUUUCCUCUUGACUUUGUCUGCUUCACUCAGCUGAACAUCUCAUUGGCUCGGGCCGGGGGCCACAGUGCUCAACAGGUCAAGAAGUGCAUGCACCAGCUGGGUCAGUACACAGAGCUACUGGACAACAACCGCUCCUCUGACCUGCAAACCACGGAGGAGAAAGGCGUCUUUGUCUUGAGGAGGAACAAGCAGCCAUUUCAGAACAGUGACUUUGCAAUAGAGAGAAGCAGCAAAGGAAGAGUGAUGAAUCCAUCAACUGUUCGGCGAGACCUGAGCAGCCUAGGCCACAUCAUCCAGUGGGAAACCACGUACAACGGCUGGCAGAUGCUGAUGGGGGAGAUACAGGAGCUGCUUUCUCAGGUCUCCCAUGGUGCAGGUAUGGUGCAGACGGAACAGCUUAUCAAGGUCACCAUGGUGAUGGAGCUCAUCAAAGAGGUCAUGACUUCUGACCCGUCUUCUGUCACAGAGUUUUCAGAGAUAUUCAGUUUGGGCUACCAGCUGAUUCUAAGGUUUGCGGUUCUGAGCCCAGCCCCUAUAGAACUCCUGUCCCACACCAUCCACUGUCUGGCACGGGCUGUGCCGCUUUUUCACACUCAGGUUUCUCACCAUCUCAAACAGACGGGCCUGUUGCCGUUCCUGACUGAGAACAUUGAUGAUUUCUCUGAAGUCUUGAGCGGUGAUGGUGUGAACCAAGGUCUGUACGGCUGUCUGCUGGCUACCACCGAGUGCCCACAGGGGACCUACCUGGUCACGCUGUCUGUGCUGGACUUGGUCUCGCAACUGGUUGUGUCUUUCUCCAAGGAGGGCCGGGAGCGGGAGCACACAGCCAGCGUCCUGUACAUUCUCCGCGAGGUGUUUCCUCGUUUCCACAAGUGGCGCUACGUAGACAUCACCCAGAGAAAGCUCAUUGGUCAGAAGUGUCUCCAACUUUUUCACAACAUCUUUAACUUUGUGAACCUGCAGGAAAAGCCACAGGAAACUGGGAAGGGAAAGAAAAAAGCCCCCAGCCUGCAGGAGUCGUGUGUGUUCAGUCUGCUCUUCUCAGAGGCCGGCCGCUCCCUGCUGGACAUAGUGACCACUGGUGUGGACAACAUACAGCAAACGCUGGCCCAACAGUGCAGCCUGAUGGAGGGUGCCGGCAUGGACCUCAUGGAGCUGGUGGAGAUGUCGCUGUCUCUUCUGAACCGCCUCCUGCUGCUGAAGCCUCUGCGGCUGGGCGCGUCCCCGGUGGAACAGGCUCUGUCCAGUCAGCCGGCCGGCCGUCAGUUACAGCACCCAGUGGCCACGGUGGCCCAGUACAUCUACCACAGGCACAGCCACCGACUGCCUGCGCUGGCCACUCUGUUGUUAAAGAGACUUGCCAUGGUGUCCCCAAUGUCCAUCCUGGCAUGUCUGGGCAGCGAUGCGGAACCCAUCCGAGACAUGUUUCUCACACGACUUCAGGCUGUGUCAGAGGAUGUCCAACUCAAGGUUGGUAUCUUGGAACUGCUCUCUGUGUGUGUGGAGUCCCAGCCUGGCCUCAUUGAGAUCUUCCUGAGUGUACAGCACCAACAGGCUGAUGCUAAGGAUCUCAAGCUGGGCCGCAGCAGUUGUCUGCCCGUGCUGCUGGAGCUGAUGUCCACCAGCAAACAGUGCACCUACGAGUGCCCGCCGGAGCUCCUGUGUGCCUCCCUCGACCUGGUUCACGCACUCUGGCACGGCAUGAGAGAGACACCCAUGACUGUUCUACGCAAUACAGAAAGUUUCUGGCCCAGUGUUGUGGCGCCGCUGACCUCUGACCUUCCGGCUGUGCAGGAGGACGAUGACCUCUCGGUUCAGGCUUUCAAACUGCAGACCAAACUGGCUGCUUUCUCCCUGAGAAUCAUCGCCAUGGAAGUGUACGCAGUCUCCAGUUCCAAGUUCAAUGACAAUUUCAAGAAAUCAAUGCAAUCAGCUUUCACUAGUGGUCGACUCAUGUACUGGUCAAAGGCGGUGAAAGAAGGCAUGGAGAAAGCAGGUCAGGCCCAGGGCUCGACUCAAGUGACGUAUGAGCUGACCGUUGCUGAUCACCCAGCCCUUAAUCUGCUCUUGGCUUGGAAAAACUUUCUCAUUGCUACGAGUCGAUUCAAGGUGAAGGAGGUCCAACCAUUGGACCGUGACUGCGGCGACAUUCUGCAUGAUCUGCUAUGUGGUGUCCAGGCCCAGUUCUCCUCGGAGCAGCUGACCCCGGUCAAGGUCAAAUUGGCCUCCAUCUCCAGCGCCCUCUACUUCACUCUGACCAAACUCUGGGGGAAAGAACUGCUGGACAGACAACUGAGUGAGACUGCCGGGUCUCCCCGCACCAUCUCUGGGCCGGCCGUGGCGGUGCGCAGACUGACACAGGUUCUGCGCGAGUCGCUGGCAGACAGCAGUCGGCUGUUGCCGUCCGUGCACAUUGGUCUGCUUGGAGCGCUGACGGCCAUCUUGCAACACUGCGGCACUAAGUUAGAUGACCUACAGACCCUGAUCAAGUCCCUGCUACCUGUGGUCUGCUCAGUGUUUCUGCAAAGCUCCUGGCAGCUCCCGGGGCUUAUCGAGACAGCCGAGGUCACUGGAGAGGUCAAGGAAACAACUGACACUGAGGGCACCACUCAGCCCCUUGACUCUCUUGGCUCACACGUCAAGGUACAGAUAGUGUCAUGCUGUCUGCUGGUGGAGAUCCUUCACGUGAGCCCCGACCUUCCAGCCUCACUGCGACUCAUACAAGAGAACGGUAUCGUGUCCUGUGUGCUCACCACCAUGGAGGCUUUCUUCAAGGCCCGGAAAGGCGUGUCCUACAUUUAUUCUUCUCUUCUUCUGCUCACCAAGAUUGCGGACACGGAGGCUGGUGCCAACAUGCUGUGUGUGAGUAACUUGACCUCUCACCUCUGUCUGGCCUUGACCUCCUGCUACUCAGGAGAGGAUGCUUUCAAGCCUCGGAACCUCCUCAGCAAAGCCUUUGUGUCUGGCAGUGUGAGCGGAGGGGCGGGCAAGGGGGGCGGUCCCGACACGAUCAGCUGGCACCGGCUCUACUGCCUCAGUCUGGACCUGUUCUCCUCCCUGCUGCGCUCGCUGGGCCACGGCUUUCUGCAGCACGCGCUCGACCUGGUCGGUGUACAUCAGGACAGACUGCUGCUGGCUCUGGAGAUGGCCCGCGUGAACCUGAGCCAGCCGGUAUUGGCCGAGGCCGAGUCCAGCUGUAACCUACUGCUGCAGCUGUGUGCCUUCCAGAGGCAGUGGAGGUUCUACCUGCCUGAGGUCAUGGCCAAGCUGUUGGGUGCUCUGAUGGCAAUGCUCCAGACGUACGUGGCUCUCCUGAUCCGGCCACGCUAUCUCUCACACAUCCUGGAGCACAAGAACCUGUCGGGCACGGGCCGCGCGGAGAUGUUAGUCCAGCCGUCAUCCUUCCUGCAGCACCAGACGUCGAUGGAUGACGUGGAGCAGCCCACUUCCCAGCUCGUGGAGGCUGAACACAGCAUGCUGAGACUUGUGGGAAAGGCUCUAGCCUGUCUGAAGCACUUUACGCCCUCACUCCCAGAGAUCAUGUUGGACCAGAGCCUUGAUGUCACAGAAUGGGACCGUGUGCUCGGAAUUGGCUUCGGUACACCAGCCCUGGAAUCUGCCUCCGAGGGCGUUACAUUUGGAACCCUUCUCUACUGUGUCACAGUCUGUGUACGGCACCUGGCCAAGGGAGAGGGUGGCAAGCUGUCCCCUCACCGCAGUUCCCCGGAUGAUCCAACCAGACAUCAAGUGCCUAGGCCCGUUAUCCACUUUGCCCUCGAGAACUCCCUGGAUAUCCUCAUGUCUCAAGCAUGUCGCUACCUGAGAGAUCCGAACCUUGUACCCCGUGACAGGCAGUUUUUGAAACGAGAGCUGGGCACUGAAUUGAAUUCGUUCCUGUCCAGUCUACAUCGACAGCUGCGACGAGGAGGCGGUGUGGAGCGCUCUACCUCUCUGACUCCCCCAAACACAGGAUUCAGUCUGUCAGCGACAUCCUCAGCAGCUGCUGGGCUCAGUUCUCCGGCAGUGGGCACCCCACCCGUGGGCUCAGCCUCCACAGGUCAUGGGUCCCUGACCCCUCAGCUCAACAGAUCAGUGUCGGUGACUUCUUUCACAGGCGCCAAUGACCCAGCUUACAUCCAACUGGUCCAGGCUUUUGUUCAGAAAGUGUUGAGAUAGUAGCAGGGGCCGCGUUUGUUCUUAGCUUUUGUCUGUCUGAGGGGUGACUGAGCUUGGGGUCAGCACUGGUCAGGGAAGGAACAGUGUUGGUCUUAGAAUGUAGAUGAGUGGGCUGAUUGGAUGUGAGAGUCUGCUGCUGUCGGCCGAUUGGAUGAGAGAGCCUGCUGCUGUUUGCUGAUUGGAUGAGAGAGUUUAGUGCUGUCAGCUGAUUGAAUGAAAGAGUCUACUGCUGUUACCUGAUUGGAUGAGAGAGUCUGCAGUGUCGGCUGAUUGGAUGAUAGAUUCUGCUGCUGUCAGUCGCUUGGAUGAGAGAGUCUGCUGCUGUCAGCUGAUUGGAUGAGAGGAACUUGCUGGCAGCUGAUUGGAUGGGAGAUUUUGCUACUGUCAUGCUAUUGGAUGUAAGAUUCUGCUACUGUCAGGCGGCUGGUUGUGAGACACAUAGUUUGUACUGUUUCUGUUAAGAAAGGAAUGGUUAUCUUGAGUCUUCGUUCUGGUGUAUGCUGGGUAGAUGUGAGGACAUGGGGCCGAAGCUUGUCAACAUAGGAAUAGUAACGUUUUUUGAUGAGUAAAAGUAAAUUUAAACCCCCCAUUUGGAACUGACUAGACCUAGUGCUGAGGUCCAGGAUCACAGUAGGGUUGGUGCUUUGUGUUAUAAAAUAUGGGAACAUGAAACAGCUGGCUGGGACUUUUGAUUUGCACAAAGACGUUUGUGAAUUGUGUCUCAUGUGUUCGAAUUGUUAAUGUUGUACGUGAGUGUGUAUUAGUUCCAGAUUCUGACACUCAAUUUUAUGUAAAUACUUGCAUUUACACACACACACACACACAUUCCCUCUGAGACAUAAAAGCAUGCACAAGUGCACACACUUGCGUGUGCACACACACACACACACACAGACACACACACACACCACUCAUCCUCUUACUCUCACAUAACCACAUAGGCACACUUACUUCUACUAAAAAACACACACACAAAUGAUUGUAUGGAACUAGUGGGAUCAAAUUAAAUAAAUGUGUCGGCUGUACUAAAUUUGUGCCUUCUGUUGGUUAGUACAGAGUGUUUUGUUUGUUCUGCGAGAACUAGCACCUGUUGUGAUGUUUCUGGUAAUUGGAUGAGCAUGUACAUUUGAACAGUUUGAUGACAAAACGCUGCAAAUUCCAUUUUUGAAGUAGCAAAAUAUGAUUUUUCCUCUUUUAAGGACUGCCAUAAGCCAUAAUGUCUCAGUGUAUUGGAAUUGCCAAGUGAUCGUAUUUAGAAACAUUGCAAUUGUGUAACGAUCAAAGUCUGGUAUAAAGAAAAUCAGAUUCUAAAGUUAAAAACGCACUGGACUUGGAUUAUUUUUAUGUUGUUCCCUCUUUUGAAAGGGUCUGUGACUUUGGAUUGAACUCUUUGUUUGAUUUGACGUUGUUAGCGAUCCAGUAGCAUCUGAGCGUUAACUCUUCUGCAUGAUGCCAUUCGGAUUUGAAAAUAAAAGUAAAGUUCCCCAUUCUGAAAACAAGUUUUUAAAAAGCUUCUUUCACUCAUGAUGGCCCAAAUGUGGCCCCACUCUAGAUAUAUGUAUUGAAGGUCAAGUAAGUUCUAAACGGAGAGCUUAAGAUUAUUUUUACUGGUUCGACUAUAUAUACAACAGGCGUAGUGCACACAUGCUAGUUUGCUACAUGAAACUGAAAUAAUAAUUCAAUAAUUUCCACUUUGUGACUGAUAGUUUUUACAUUGUGGUCUUCAUUUAUUGUUUCAUUGAAAUGUUUUUACAUGGAAUUGCCAAAGGAAUAAACACCUUUUAGACAGUCA